Candidula unifasciata is the source of this 1382-nucleotide messenger RNA. The record is from the annotation of a GenBank genome assembly. NCBI's taxonomy places the organism in Eukaryota, Metazoa, Mollusca, Gastropoda, Stylommatophora, Geomitridae.
AUGAAGAAGCUUUGGAAGAGGGUCACAAAAAGGUCCCCGUCCCGCAGUGGUGAGACGUCCCCCAGAUCAGGUUCUACUCGAGGUUCAGUAGCGUCAUUGAACAUUGGAUACCAGAUAAGGGAGAAAGAUUUAGGAAAACUUCACAAAGCUGCAUGGAAAGGAGAUUUGAACAAAGUGAAGCAGUUGGCGAAGAAAGAUCCCAGCCCCUUGGAUAAAGAGAACAGAACACCACUCCACCUGGCAUGUGUACAGGGGCAUGAGCAUAUUGUCCAGGAGCUGUUGGAAUGGAAAGCCAAAGCAAAUAUUGGAGACAACCAAGCCAAGACACCUCUUAUGAGGGCUAUAGAGUUCCAACAAGAAGGCUGCGUUACUCUGCUUCUGGCCUACAAAGUGGACAUCGACACAGUUGAUGCACAUGGCAAUACAGCCCUGCACAUGGCAGCCGAGGGAGGCAACUCCAGCAUUGUCACCAUGUUGGUGAGAAGUGGGGCUUCCUUAAACACACGAAACAAGGAAGGGUUUGCCCCCUUGCACGUGGCUGUGAAAAAUAAACAUUUGGAGGUUUGUCACGUUCUUCUUCAGGAGAAGGCAGAUGUCAAUGUAGAGGAUACACAUUUCAGAACCCCACUAAUGUAUGCAUGUCAAGAUGGCUCCAUUAGUCUGGUGAAACUCCUGCUACAGUACAAUGCUGACACCACCCACAAAGAUUCCAAAGGUUGGACAGCGGAUGACUGCUCCGUCAUCCAGGGUCAUCAUGCCUGUAGCCAGCUUAUAUCUGAGUAUAAUCACAAGAUGAGCCUGGCAAGCCCAAGAUCCACCUCACAGCCCUCCAGUUUACUCAGCACCCCACGAGACAAGAACUCCAUUGGGCUUCCUGUAUUUGAUGGUGGAGAUGAGGAUUCAGACAAUGAAACAGAGAGCAAGGUUUCUGGAGCGCCAGGGUCAGAUUCAUGGGCAGAUUCACCAGACGUUUCUGUUGCUGAUGAUAGUGUCAGGCUAAGAAAGAUUGGAGCACCAAAGAUCAACUUGGCCAAGUUUGCAAAGAACAUUCGCAUAUCUGAAAGUGACACAGAUGGAGAAUCUUUGCAAGGGCCUACACCUCGGGGAAAAUUGACCAAGAAACCAGAAAGUUAUGAUCCUGGAGCAGAACCUGGUUCUAAAACAUCAGCAAACACAGAAAAAUCUGGCAGUAAAUUGGCUAAGCAGGUGUCCUUGCAGUCGCAGACUUCUGGAGAAGACAACUCCUGGGGCGACUCGCCUGUCACGCCUCGCAAAAUCUUACCUCCAAAAGUUUCCUUCAAAAAAGCGGAAGAGAUCAGUGAUAUUGUAAGUGUUAUUCUUCUACACAUUUUUGGUUUUCAGAUUUCAAUUUCCCGUUGUGG